AUGAUCGGCGGCUUCCUGGGGGCCGGCAAAUCUACCGCCGUGGGCCGAUUGGCUAGGCGUCUGCACGACCAAGGGCUGAAGGUCGGCCUGAUCACCAACGACCAAGGGCGUGGGUUGGUGGACACCCAGAAGCUGCGUCAUCUGGGAUUCUCGGUUGAAGAGAUCGCCGGUGGCUGCUUCUGCUGUCGUUUCGACUCCUUGCGCGAUGCCGCCGAAAAGCUCACCGCCACCGAACGCCCCGAUAUCUUCCUGGCUGAGCCCGUGGGUAGCUGCACGGAUUUGGUGGCCACGGUCAGCUAUCCCCUGCGACGGCUCUACGGCGAUCAAUUCGACGUCGCACCGUUGACCGUGCUGAUGGAUCCCGUCCGCGCUUCUCGCAUCCUGGGGCUCGAAGAGGGGCGCAAGUUCUCGCCGAAGGUCAGCUACGUCUAUUUGAAACAGCUGGAAGAAGCCCACGUGCUGGCGAUCAACAAGAUCGAUUUGAUCGACGCCGAGCGCCGCGCCAAAUUGCGUGAAGAGCUGAGCCGACGGUGGCCUGAAAAGGAAAUCUUCGAGGUAUCGGCCCAAGAAGGGGAUGGUCUCGAAGACUGGUUCAAAUAUAUCGAGACCAGAUCGAUCCCUUCCGGUCCCACCAUGGAGGUGGACUACCAGGUUUACGCCGAGGGCGAGGCCCUGUUGGGCUGGCUCAACGCCACCCUCCGGCUGGACUCGACGGAAGAAAUCGACG
This is a messenger RNA of Exaiptasia diaphana, 727 nucleotides long. RefSeq lists its product as uncharacterized. Gene Ontology annotation, cellular component: cytosol; cytoplasm. The annotation marks the transcript as partial. NCBI's taxonomy places the organism in Eukaryota, Metazoa, Cnidaria, Anthozoa, Actiniaria, Aiptasiidae. The transcript has a single exon. The record is from RefSeq and is a predicted model, not a curated record.